Fraxinus pennsylvanica is the source of this 342-nucleotide messenger RNA. NCBI's taxonomy places the organism in Eukaryota, Viridiplantae, Streptophyta, Magnoliopsida, Lamiales, Oleaceae. The record is from the annotation of a GenBank genome assembly.
AUGUCCACCUCUGAAAUUUCAUCAUCUUCGCCAAAUUCAUUGCCUGAGGUUUCGGUUUCAGUUUCUACACAGAAAAUUCAAUUGGUGUCCAAAUCAGUUUCGGAAAGAUUACUUUUCAAGUUUUCGGAUGUUUCAGAAUUCGACUUUGAUUAUUCACGAAGUGGGCUAUGGUCUCCUCCAAUUAAAAGAAACGUGUUUAUGAACUCGCCGGGACAGAUUUUCACUGAGCACGACAUGGCGGCCAAGUUAAGAAUUGCAUUGGAAACGCAGCAUCCUCGGAGAAGGGGAUCUCGCCUUUCUUCUUCUUUUAAUGCAUGCUUGUGUUCUCCAAAGAGAUGCUGA